AUCCCCGAGGGGCGGGGGAGCCCGCGGCGCCAGCAGUCGGAGCGCGCGGCUGCAGCGGCGGAGCCGUAGCCCGGAGACAGAGCGGCGGCCGGAUCGCAGCCCGCGGGGCCCGCCGCAGCCAUGGGCAACCGCGGCAUGGAGGAUCUCAUCCCGCUGGUCAACCGGCUGCAAGACGCCUUCUCCGCCAUCGGCCAGAACGCUGACCUCGACCUGCCGCAGAUCGCUGUGGUGGGCGGCCAGAGCGCCGGCAAGAGCUCCGUGCUCGAGAAUUUCGUAGGCAGAGACUUCCUACCCCGAGGAUCUGGCAUCGUCACCCGUCGCCCCCUGGUCUUGCAGCUGGUCAAUGCUACCACAGAAUAUGCCGAGUUCCUGCACUGCAAGGGGAAGAAAUUCACCGAUUUCGAGGAGGUGCGCCUGGAGAUCGAGGCUGAGACCGACCGGGUGACCGGCACCAACAAGGGUAUCUCACCGGUGCCCAUCAACCUCCGCGUCUACUCGCCACACGUGCUGAACCUGACCCUAGUGGACCUGCCCGGAAUGACCAAGGUCCCGGUGGGCGACCAACCUGCUGACAUCGAGUUCCAGAUCCGGGACAUGCUUAUGCAGUUCGUCACCAAGGAGAACUGCCUCAUCCUGGCCGUGUCCCCAGCCAACUCCGACCUGGCCAACUCUGAUGCUCUCAAGAUCGCCAAGGAGGUGGACCCCCAGGGUCAGCGCACCAUCGGGGUCAUUACCAAGCUGGACCUGAUGGACGAGGGCACAGAUGCCCGUGACGUGCUGGAGAACAAGCUGCUCCCCCUGCGCAGAGGCUACAUUGGGGUGGUGAACCGGAGCCAGAAGGACAUCGAUGGCAAGAAAGAUAUCACGGCUGCCUUGGCCGCCGAGCGCAAGUUCUUCCUUUCCCACCCAUCCUACCGCCACCUGGCUGACCGCAUGGGCACCCCCUACCUGCAGAAGGUCCUCAACCAGCAACUGACGAACCACAUCCGGGACACACUGCCAGGGCUGCGGAACAAGCUGCAGAGCCAGCUGCUGUCCAUCGAGAAGGAGGUGGAAGAGUACAAGAACUUCCGUCCUGAUGACCCUGCACGCAAGACCAAGGCCCUGCUGCAGAUGGUCCAGCAGUUUGCCGUGGACUUUGAGAAGCGCAUUGAGGGAUCAGGGGACCAGAUUGACACCUAUGAGCUGUCAGGGGGAGCCCGUAUCAACCGGAUCUUCCAUGAGCGCUUCCCCUUUGAGCUGGUCAAGAUGGAGUUUGACGAGAAGGAACUCCGAAGGGAGAUCAGCUAUGCCAUCAAGAAUAUCCAUGGCAUUAGAACGGGGCUCUUUACCCCAGACAUGGCCUUUGAGACCAUUGUGAAAAAGCAGGUGAAGAAGAUCCGAGAACCGUGUCUCAAGUGUGUGGACAUGGUUAUCUCGGAGCUAAUCAGCACCGUUAGACAGUGCACCAAGAAGCUCCAGCAGUACCCGCGGCUGCGGGAGGAGAUGGAGCGCAUCGUGACCACCCACAUCCGGGAGCGUGAGGGUCGCACCAAGGAGCAGGUCAUGCUCCUCAUCGAUAUUGAGCUGGCUUACAUGAACACUAACCAUGAGGACUUCAUAGGCUUUGCCAAUGCUCAGCAGAGGAGCAACCAGAUGAACAAGAAGAAGGCUUCAGGGAAUCAGGAUGAGAUUCUGGUCAUUCGGAAGGGCUGGCUGACCAUCAACAACAUUGGCAUCAUGAAGGGGGGCUCCAAGGAGUAUUGGUUUGUGCUGACUGCUGAGAAUCUGUCCUGGUACAAGGACGAUGAGGAGAAAGAGAAGAAAUACAUGCUGUCCGUGGACAACCUGAAACUGCGGGACGUGGAGAAGGGCUUCAUGUCCAGCAAGCAUGUCUUUGCUCUCUUCAACACGGAGCAGAGGAAUGUCUACAAGGAUUAUAGGCAGCUGGAACUGGCCUGUGAGACACAGGAGGAGGUGGAUAGCUGGAAGGCCUCCUUCCUGAGAGCUGGCGUGUACCCUGAGCGUGUUGGGGACAAGGAGAAAGCCAGUGAGACCGAGGAGAAUGGCUCAGACAACUUCAUGCACUCCAUGGACCCACAGCUGGAGCGGCAGGUGGAGACCAUCCGGAACCUGGUGGACUCAUACAUGGCCAUUGUCAACAAGACUGUGCGGGACCUCAUGCCUAAGACCAUCAUGCACCUCAUGAUUAACAAUACCAAGGAAUUCAUCUUCUCGGAGCUGCUGGCCAACCUGUACUCGUGCGGGGACCAAAACACACUGAUGGAGGAGUCAGCCGAGCAGGCCCAGAGGCGCGACGAGAUGCUGCGCAUGUACCACGCACUGAAGGAGGCCCUCAGCAUCAUCGGCGACAUCAACACGACCACUGUCAGCACGCCCAUGCCCCCGCCCGUGGACGACUCCUGGCUGCAGGUGCAGAGCGUACCGGCCGGACGCAGGUCACCCACGUCCAGCCCCACGCCGCAGCGCCGAGCCCCCGCCGUACCCCCAGCCCGGCCCGGGUCGCGGGGCCCUGCUCCUGGGCCUCCGCCUGCUGGGUCCGCCCUGGGGGGGGCGCCCCCCGUGCCCUCCAGGCCGGGGGCUUCCCCUGAUCCCUUCGGCCCUCCCCCCCAGGUGCCCUCGCGCCCCAACCGCGCCCCUCCUGGGGUCCCCAGAAUCACUAUCAGUGAUCCCUGAGGAGCAUCAGCCAUGUUCCAGACUUACUCUCUCCCCCUUCUGACCUUGUGCCAGCUGCCUCUCUCACCUCCCUUCUCAGCCAGCCUCAGGACUCAGUGCCACCACUCAAGAUCUCAUGGCUGAGCCUAGCCUGGAGAGCUCUUGGGACAGGCUCCACGCCCAAGCUGGCAGACCUGGGUGUGCCCUGGAGCCAUCAGAGAGGGCAGAGAGCUCAUGGUUUCUGGGGUAGAGCAGGGAGUGUGGAGGGGGUUGUGCGGGGGAGGCUGGGCCCUGGCAGACACAGCCCUUGGAACUGCAGCCUGGGGAGUGCCACACUGUUCCUCCAUCUGAGCCAUGCUGCUGCAGCAGAGCAGCGGCUCCCAGCCUGGGAACUUUAGAAACGAAAUAUGGCCUAAGGCAGAGGAAGUCAGCAUCCCCCCUCCUCUCCUGCCAGCAGUUGAGCAGUGAUCAGGGGCAAAGGCUCUGGUUUGGUGAAUUCUGAAAGCCUGAAAUGGAUCCUGUCCACCCCAGCAGCCCGGAGCCCGCCACACGGGAGCAGCAGGGUCCCACAGCCCCUCCCACUGCCUCCUUAGUAUUGUCACACUUGCUAGUGCACGACUGAAGGUGGCAGCCUUGGCCCUGGGGGAAGCUCCCCAGCCAGCCCAUGGGCUCAUGGGCCUGGGCCUGUUGUCCCUAGGGCUGACCUACACUUUUCAGCCAAGGGGACAGCUGUGUCUGCUGACCUGGGCAAGUCAGCUCUGAGAUCCCCUGGCUGGGCUGCAAAACUCACCCAUGAAUCCACCUGCCCCUCUGCCCCUGCCUGACUCUUGCUCUUCUGCUUUUCCCCAGCAGGAAGGGCCCAGCCUCACCUACGCGACCUGUGGUCCCUCGGCCAGCUGAGGCCCCCCUCUUAGACUUAUAAGCCUGUGGCCUCUGGCGUCCAGCUGCUUGCCCUCCUUGCCUCCCCAGGGUCCCUCCAGGACUCCGGGCUUGCUGCCCACCCAGAGGGGCCUGCAGUGCUCCCUCCAGCCAUCCUGUUAGCUCUGCCCUCCUGGCUCAAACAGUGUUCUUCCACCUGUUUUUCUCCAUCAGGCCUGGUGGCUGUUGCACAGGGCUCAUGGCUCCAUUUUCCCUAAGGCUAGGGGUGGCCCUGGGCCAGUGGGUUGAAAGACAGUGGGGCCAGAGAAGAGGGGAGGCAGAGGGGGCCGUGGACGUGUCUGGAGCCGUGGGUGCCCUGCCUGGUGGUGUGUGUGAGACCAGAGUGUGUGGCGGGGAGGGCCACCCUCCUCCACCUCAGACCCCGGAGUGGCGUUGGUCCCACAUCUCCAGCUCCUCCCUUCCACCUUCCCUCUCUCCUCUCCUCCAUUCCAGAGUCCUUGCCCACACCCUCCGCUGCAUCUGCCCCCACUGCCCUCCUCUCCUACCCUGGUGGCUUGGCUGCCCUCGCCUUACCAGCUCUCUCCCUCCUUCUCUCUCCCAUUCUCUCUGCUUUCUGUCCAACUGCCAGCCGAUCGGGUCAGGCAAGUCCGUCCCGUCCUGAGAGCCCCAGACCCCCCUUCGACCUCUAACCAGAUCCCUCCUAUUCCUCGGAGACCUCCCUUUCCAAGCCUGCCUGGAUGGCUGUUCUGUGACUUGACAGUGGCUCCCCAGCCCCAAAACUUGCCCUCAUCUGUGACUUCGUCUGCUGUAGUGGUGGCUGACAUAUCCAGGCGUGACGCUGGUGAAAACUUGUGCCCUCUCUGGUAUUGCUCCUGCCCUGUCCUAUAAAUAUCUAUAAAUACUCAAAUAUAUACAUACACACAUACGCCCCCACAGCCUCACCUCUAGUGGUGGGAAUCCAUCACCAUGCUGUCCCUGAGUCUUGUGGCCCAGUGACAAGGGAACAUUGUCACCCUGACAUCCCCCUUCAGUGUGCCACCCCCAAUGAGCCUCUAUCAUGCCCAGCCUGUGGACAGCCAGCCCCCUCUGCCACCUUCCUGUCUCUCCCCCUUUGAGCGCAGGGGUGCUGUGCUGGCAGCUGUGUGGUUCUCUGACCACUACCAAUCUUGCUGUCUCUUGGCUGAGAAUAAAACCCAUUUCUGGACAAUGGGGAACAGCG
Messenger RNA from Manis pentadactyla (Chinese pangolin), 4753 nucleotides. It is a transcript of the gene DNM1, whose product is annotated as dynamin 1. The record is from RefSeq and is a predicted model, not a curated record. Bases 121 to 2676 code for a protein of 851 amino acids. Lineage: Eukaryota; Metazoa; Chordata; Mammalia; Pholidota; Manidae. The transcript has 23 exons. Gene Ontology annotation, cellular component: cytoplasm; membrane; microtubule. Gene Ontology annotation, molecular function: GTPase activity; microtubule binding; GTP binding.